Fonsecaea nubica is the source of this 819-nucleotide messenger RNA. RefSeq lists its product as hypothetical. The record is from RefSeq and is a predicted model, not a curated record. Bases 1 to 819 code for a protein of 272 amino acids. Lineage: Eukaryota; Fungi; Ascomycota; Eurotiomycetes; Chaetothyriales; Herpotrichiellaceae. The transcript has a single exon. Gene Ontology annotation, cellular component: TRAPPIII protein complex.
AUGGGUUUGCCGCCAUCCUUCGGUUCGGCUCAUGUCGGCGAGACCUUCUCCUGUGCUCUCUGCGCCAACAACGAACUCCCCUCAGCACAGUCAACCAAAAGCGUAUCAGGAACAAGAAUCUUGGCCGAAAUGCAGACACCAUCUCAAGCCGUGCCCCUAGAGCUCUAUGCGGCUGAUGAUCUAACAGAAGACAGCUCGAGUCACUCCGGGCCCGGAAGCGCCUUGCAAAGGAUCAUUCGGUUCGACCUGAAGGAGGAAGGCAACCACGUGCUCGCCGUCAAUGUCACCUACACCGAGACCCUUUCAGGUGAUGGCCAAGCCACCGGCGGAAGGGUUCGAUCGUUUCGGAAAUUGUACCAAUUCCUCGCCCAACCAUGUGUGAGCGUGCGAACCAAGACCACUGAACUGGAAGCUGUCAAAGUUUCCGACAAAGCGCAUGGUCCGUAUGAAAAGGCCACUUUGCUGCGCUAUGUUUUAGAGGCACAACUGGAAAACGUAUCAGAUGCGCCGAUAUUGCUGCAGCAGACUAAACUCCAGCCGAAGCUGCCAUUCAAGUCGACUUCGCUGAAUUGGGAUGCUGAACAGGAUAACGAUGUUGCCGCGGAAUACCCGUCGCUCAAACCCCGAGAUAUCAUACAAGUAGCCUUUCUGGUCGAGCAGGAACAAGGCGUCGCAGAAGGAUUGGAGGACCUCAAGGAUAGUAUCAAACGUGAUGGCAGGGCGGUUCUGGGCCAACUUGCUAUUCAAUGGCGGACCGAAAUGGGAGAACGAGGUUCCCUGAGCACCGGGAACCUCUUGACUCGGCGCAAAGUAGCAUAA